CUGUAAGAGAAUUGAAAAACCAUGUACUCUAGGAAUAAGACAGAAUGCCAAAAGGUUUUGUAUUUUUGGAAAAGAAAUAUUUUGGUUCUUUCCUCGAAUAUGGGCUUUGGUAAAAAGAGGUGCAAAAAAUUGGUAUCCGUGGAUAAAAAUAAAAAUAAAACGGGGCUUUCCGUGGCCAUUAGCCCUGGCCCUGGCCCUGGCAUUCGACGGAUGGAAGUCUAACAAACUCCACAACGACAUCGCUGCUCUGUCAUUUCGCCAUUGCCGCCGUUACUUUCCCCACCGUAGCAGAGAAGUCCUCCUCGGGAUGAGAAAAAACUCCCGUUAGCAUUUCCGCCGAAUCCUUGAAGCACCUCUCUCAAUCGUCAGUCUUCUGAACCUCCUGCGUCGCCCUUGGUUGGUAAGUUGGUGCUGCUUCUGCUUCUUCUUCCUCUUCCAUUUCCGCUCUCUUCUUCUUCUUUCUUCUUCCUUUCAGCUCGAUGCUCGUAUGAGUUACGAGUACCUAUACGGCUCAGUUUUCCUGAAUACAGUCAACGGAGUUUUGAGUAAUGGCGACUGAGUCCUCGUCUCCUCCCAAUCCCCCCGCCGCCGGUGGGACUCCUCAGAAUUCAGCUACAGAAACUGUGCAACCAGCAAAUGAAGUUAAGCAAGAUGCUGCUCCACAAAAUCCCAAGUCUGUCUUUGUGAAUUCAGAACCAAUACGAGAAGACCAAGUACAAAAUGCUGUGAAAUUUCUUUCUCACCCAAAAGUUAGGGAUUCUCCAGUGUUCCACAGGAGAAAUUUUCUUGAGAAGAAGGGGCUAACUAAAGAAGAGAUAGAUGAAGCUUUUCGACGUGUGCCAGAUCCAUCCCCAAGUGCUCAGCCAACUGUUACCAACCAGGUGGGACAGGGAGUAACAACAUCAACCAUUCAGCCAACAUCUGUUUCCCAAACCCCGGUGCCAAUAAUAACUGUUCCUAGCAGUGCGAGUCCCUCUAUGUUCGCCUUGGCUCGGUCUCGAUUUCACUGGUACCAUGCCGUUUUUGCUGUUGGUUUGCUGGCAGCCUCUGGUGCUGGAACGGCUAUUUGGGUUAAGAAGUCCAUGAUUCCCCGACUAAAAUCUUGGAUACGGUGGGUAGUUAUGGAAGAGAAAAAUGGUGACGGAGGCAUAACAAAUAUAAAACCAACUUUGGCUGAAGAAGCUGCAGCAGCGGCAAAAGCGGCCGCAGCUGCUGCGUCUGAUGUGGCAAAAGCAAGCCAGGAAAUGAUGAUCUCAAGAUAUGAAGAGAAAGUAAACAUGGAGAAGUUCAUGGAUUUGAUGCAAAUGCAAGUGAAGGAAAUUAGGUCAAUGGGCAGUGCCAUAAAACACCUGGAAGGAAGAAGUGAUAAAAUUGAAAGAACUCAUCUGGUCGAGCAUGGAGGGCACAGUGGUUCAAUUACAAAACUUAAGCCAACAUAUCCAAAUGGAAACAAACCAGAGAUUGAUUCGCACUCAGCAAGAUCCUCCUUACCACCAACUUCUGCAGAUAAAUCUGCCCCACCUCAUCCCAAUUCAUAUAUGGAUGAUAUAAAUGAUCAACCUCCCAACCCUAACCAGCAAAUUUCAAAUCCUCGCUUGGCUCCCAGGUCUAAGCCUUGGGAGGGUGCUUAUCAAGCCAAAACCAGCUCAAGAGGAGGAUUUGGUUCUGCACUGAACGGGGAAGGGGGUUCAGAUUUCGGUGCGCAGAACAAUGAAGCGAGCAAUCAGGUGGAUGCGCAGAGCACCGUGCCUUGGUGGCAGAAGAAGAACUCAAGAAUCACUGAGACCGACUACGUUGAAGCCAAGCCAGGGUCCACCACUGUUGUACAGACGAACGAGCAGCCACCAAUUCAGCGGACGUGGGUGCCUCCCCAGCCUCCACCAGUUGCAAUGCCUGAAGCAGCAGAAGCCAUUCGGCGGCCAAAAUCCAAGAAAGAGGCAGAGCCUGUUUCUCAAGAAACGAGCGGAGAAGGAUUUUCUGCUGCUGAGGUCACUGAUGAGCUGCAGAGGAUAACCAAGAUAUCUGAGUCCGGAGGGGAAGUAGAGGAGAUGCACAGUGGAGGACAGGGAACGAAUGGAGCGUUAGGAGGAUUGAAGUUGAGUGAGAUUGAGGAAGAACCCGUACAGAGCUAUUAAAGAGGAAAUAAAUGAAGUGAUGUAGAGGAAGCUGUCUUCAAAUCUGUUUGUAUACCUUAAGCUGGAGUUGCUUGCAGAACAGUACGCGUCUUCUUGAGAUUUGCGGGAGCGAAUGAAAUAGGUUAUUAGGGAGCUUCUGACUGAGUAUGUUGUAUGGAUUUAAAUACUAUACGCAAUGGUGGGUGUCGUGGGAUGUGUCAUUUGGCAUAUGAUGGUUGCUGUUUUUUUUUUUUUUAACGUGGGGCCGGUUACAUUGCAUUCUGUAAGGUUAAGGAGAAAAAUGGGUAAAUGACACAUUUGGUCACUGAGAUUACUAAAUC
Molecule: messenger RNA, 2455 nt
Organism: Linum tenue
Lineage: Eukaryota; Viridiplantae; Streptophyta; Magnoliopsida; Malpighiales; Linaceae
Source: the annotation of a GenBank genome assembly